Molecule: messenger RNA, 938 nt
Organism: Danaus plexippus (monarch butterfly)
Lineage: Eukaryota; Metazoa; Arthropoda; Insecta; Lepidoptera; Nymphalidae
Gene: Hlh54f
Product: transcription factor 23
Exons: 4
Coding region: 145-789 (214 amino acids)
Biological process (GO): regulation of transcription by RNA polymerase II; developmental process
Molecular function (GO): protein dimerization activity; RNA polymerase II transcription regulatory region sequence-specific DNA binding; DNA-binding transcription factor activity, RNA polymerase II-specific
Source: RefSeq, a predicted model, not a curated record
GUGUCGGGUGUGGUUUUGUAUAGCGCCGCCCAAACAGUCGCCCGCCCUGCGCAUACGCAGCCUUUACUCAAAUAGCAAACGCCGCGCGCCUCGGCCACUACACCCUGAUAGUGUUGUUAGUGAUGUUAUUGUGUGAUUGUGAUAAUGCCUAGGAAACGAUUAAAUCGAUCGAAUAUCGAUAAAAGAGUAGAAGACGGAGAUGAUGAUGCCUUCCUUUUUGAAGAUUCUCUGUCCAGUUCCGGUAGAAGCGGUCACGAGCCCCAACAUAGGAAUGCCGCGAAUGCGCGGGAAAGAGCCCGUAUGAGAGUAUUGUCGAAGGCUUUUUGCAGGCUAAAGACCACCUUACCCUGGGUACCAGCUGACACUAAGCUCUCCAAGCUGGACACUCUUCGUUUGGCUGCAUCUUACAUCGCACACCUUCGCGCUCUGCUGCAUGAGCCGCGAUCCGCACACACACCGCCGCAUCCGCUCAAUCUCGCAUGGCCAUUUGCAUUCCAACAUGGUGGCAGUUUAAGUUGUACGAUCUCUCAAAGAUGGAGUGUUAACACACAAAACUGCGACUCAACUGCCGAGGAAAGAAACCAAAUCCAAAGAGAAAUACAUAAUAGCGGAAGAUGCAACGAAAAUUAUAACCAAGAUUAUUCUGAAAAUGAUUACGAAGACAGAAAUUACGAAGAAAUGACGAACGAUGUCCCUUGCAAUAACGUGCAAUAUUGUGAUUACGGUUACAAAGAGAAUUAUUAUGAGAUGAGGAACUCUUAUUCGUCAAACGGAUUAAUGAAUGUGUGAUAUUAUUUAUUUUGCAAUAUAUUAUUUUUUACCACAAUAAAACAAUGUACUGUCUGAUUUUAUUAUAUUUUUAGCCUUCGAUGCAAAAAGAGGGGUGUUAUAAGUUUGACGUUGAUGUCUGUGUGUUUAUCAGUCUGUACCAUUAUAGU